Molecule: messenger RNA, 2156 nt
Organism: Pisolithus orientalis
Lineage: Eukaryota; Fungi; Basidiomycota; Agaricomycetes; Boletales; Pisolithaceae
Exons: 6
Coding region: 203-1831 (542 amino acids)
Source: RefSeq, a predicted model, not a curated record
CUAGCUUGCCGGUGGAGUGUAGCCACAGUGCCACACGUGUUCGCCGUCUCAGCACUUUCGUCGUCAGUCAAAGAUACACAUUGACUUUCGCCGUUUUUUUAAAUAUGGAUAUAUCCUGGUGGUUUGUUCUGCAUACCGAUCCUUCCUUUCCCUCCCUUUCGUCCUGCCAGAUCUGUCCUCGUCAUUGUGGGCGCAAACCACCAUGUACAGUAAAACAUUCACUCUGCCUUUGCCGGAUCAUGCACGGCCGAGUACAUCGACGGUGCAAGACUCUCAGAGCCUAGCUUUCCAAAAGGAUUGUUUUCUCAAUCACAGCCAUUAUGCCGCAGCACCUGCCUAUGAGUUUACCUCCAUUGAUGUGCAGAAAUCGCUAUGUCCCAUGUCCUCAACAGGCGAUGAUUGCGCCGUCGCUAUCUCCGAGGCACUGCAGUUGCAAAGCUGCCCGACUAUACCUGGCCCGUUUCCAGUAUCCGAUUCCAGUCCGGUUGGCUAUCUAAACGGAGAACAAGAUAGUGCGCAGGUCACAUUACCGUUGGGCUAUAUUGCCGGCGAAAGCGGAGCAUCGUCUAUCGUUUCUCCUACGGUUAAUCAGCGCUGGGACAUACAGGACCACGCCCCCGGCCAUGUCACGAACCACUGUGCCACACUUUCCUUCCCGCACACAAGUCUUCCACCACCAUAUGCCAUAAGACAAUCGUCAGCAUACCCACAGAAAAACGUGGACAUUUCAACCUUCGGUGGUCAAGACCAUGGCUCCGCUGGACCUGCGAGCCAGGUGAUCGAUUCAGAUACACCGCGGUCUGGGCUUCAGAGCCGGCUAUCGCCCUCGGUUCAGGAAGUGCAUCCGUCAGGUGACCUCACCAGCGACAACGUUCCACUACCUCUAGAACAGAUCGGAACAGGAGUGAGGACGUCAGCGCAGAUUCUCCUUAGUUUUCCAAAGCAACCGAUCAAACAAACGCAUCCCCAGACCUCCUUCCCUUGCACACGUCGAACCCCAUCGCAGUCCACAUCAACCUCUUACUUUGCCACCGACGAUCAUAUUUCGUUCCAUCCAUCCUUUCUAGUGCCCAACCAGAUCCCAACCUCUCAGUCACCGCAAGAGCAUAUUGGAUGCUCCCUGUCUCUUCACCCUCCCCUCGCGACGCCCGCAGCUCUGCCGGGUUUCCAUAGAUUUCGUGGUGAAACCAACAUGGAGCUGCACACAACGGGCACCCUCGACAAUCGCGCAGCGCACAUCGGGGAUGGCUUGUUACCCACACUCCCUGGUCAUAGCGCACGCAUCUCUGGCAACCACGCAACACACACCCUCGAUGAUGAUACAACCGAGAUGACAUCUAGUGGGGUAGACAACUAUAGAAAUUUUGAUGAAAGCAAGUGGAACUCUUGGCAGGCUGUGAGCGUUCACGUGCCAUCACUGCCUCCAAAACGAUCUCCGUCAUUACCCCGCGAGCUUCAUUUACAUGACCACCUGUCCUCCGUUGAGGAUAGGAACCUUUCAGGGCCGCUGCGUCAUGCACGUGGUUGUGCUGUCGCCCAGCAACAAACUCCGAGGGGAAUGCGAAAAGCACGUGUGGUCUGCGAUCGUAAUGUACACAAACCCUGUGGCUGGCAGGAUGGCGAGGCCAGAAAAUGCGGUAUACCUAUUACGUACUACUGCGCGGAUCAUUUUGCUGCUUUCCAUGGCCUCGAGAACAUGGCACGGGAUGUCGAAAUCGUGUGUCGUUGGUGUCUUCCAAUGGAGCAAAAGAAGAUCAGACGCCAAAACAUGCUGAGGCAUCUAAGAGAAGUGCACUUAUGCUACCCACGUUCGAAGAAUAAUAGGCGCUAACGACAAGUUUGCUGCUCCUCUCGCUAAGCAAUCCCACCUGCACGGUCUUCGCACAUCUCAAAACAAAACAUCAUCGCCACUCACGUCCUGCUCUCCCCAUCCGAUCGACUCACAUGUUCCGUACUUCUAUAUGACUUGCACUCCCCAGCUUCGCACUGAAAACUGCCUGCAGAAACGGCGGACUAGUGGAGGGCUGAAGACCCUGCCACCAGGAUAUCUACUCGCUUGUGGGGAAUGGCGGGCCAUAGGGGCCCUUGCUAGAUAGUUAACUAUGCUAGUAUAGAACUGUUCCUUCUCUGACCACAGAAGGCAAUGUUUCCCUGGG